UCCACCUCCACCUCCGCUACUAAAAGACCAACUGUUCGGUCCGUCCGAAACAACUGGAUGGAGUACCAAGGAGUCAAGAACUGGGAAGGACUACUCGACCCACUGGACGGAAAUCUGCGCCGGGAAAUUAUCCGGUACGGCAAUUUCGUCGACGCAGCCUACAAGGCAUUUGACUUUGACCCGGAUUCACCUACAUACGCAACCUGCAAGUAUCCCAAAAGCACGGUGUUCGACAACUCCGGACUUCCGGGGACAGGUUACCGGAUCACCAAGAAUCUACGUGCCACGUCAGGCAUUAACCUGCCACGCUGGAUCGAAAGGGGACCGAGCUGGGUUGGCACUCAAUCCAGCUGGAUUGGGUACGUGGCGGUGUGCAAGGACAAAGACGAAAUCGCCAGACUUGGACGUCGUGACAUCGUUAUUGCUUUAAGAGGCACCGCCACGUGUUUAGAGUGGCUCGAAAAUUUACGAGUCACCCUCACUCAUCUCCCUUGUGGAGCUAAGAUGGCUCACACGGGAGCUGAGGGUUCAGAACCAAUGGUUGAGACUGGUUUUUUGAGCCUUUACACUUCGGGAACCGACCUGGUCCCAAGCUUGCAACAAAUGAUACGUGAAGAGAUUAGGAGACUGCUUCAAACCUACGGCGACGAGCCGAUGAGCCUAACCAUCACAGGCCACAGCCUCGGCGCCGCACUCGCAACCUUGGCAGCGUACGACAUCAAAUCCACAUUCAACCGCGCACCUCUCGCCACCGUGGUGUCAUUUGGUGGUCCAAGAGUUGGCAACCGUAGCUUCCGCCACAAUCUGGAGAAAAAAGGCGCCAAAGUCUUACGCAUUGUGAACGAGGACGAUUUGAUCACCAAGAUGCCGGGCUUCGUCGUCGAGGACAAGAAAGCCCGGCACGUUGCGGGAAGUCCCCUCGUCGGUAUGGCCGCUGGAUUCCAGAAUUGGAUUCAGAAGCGGGUCGAGGAGACACAGUGGGUUUAUUCCGAGGUGGGGAAAGAGCUCAAACUCAGUAGCAAGAACUCGCCGGACUUGAGCGGUACCAACAUGUCGACAUGUCACGAUCUCGGAACUUACCUACACCUCGUGGAAAACUUCGUCAGCAAUUGCCCUUGCAAAUCCACCGCAAAGAAAUUGUUGAGUAGAGUGCACUAA
Fragaria vesca subsp. vesca is the source of this 1158-nucleotide messenger RNA. Its product is annotated as phospholipase A(1) DAD1, chloroplastic-like. The transcript has a single exon. NCBI's taxonomy places the organism in Eukaryota, Viridiplantae, Streptophyta, Magnoliopsida, Rosales, Rosaceae. Gene Ontology annotation, molecular function: glycerophospholipase activity. Gene Ontology annotation, biological process: lipid metabolic process. The record is from RefSeq and is a predicted model, not a curated record. The coding region runs from base 58 to 1158 and encodes 366 amino acids.